Messenger RNA from Cucurbita pepo subsp. pepo (vegetable marrow), 1734 nucleotides. Its product is annotated as auxin-responsive protein IAA12. Gene Ontology annotation, biological process: regulation of DNA-templated transcription. Gene Ontology annotation, cellular component: nucleus. The record is from RefSeq and is a predicted model, not a curated record. NCBI's taxonomy places the organism in Eukaryota, Viridiplantae, Streptophyta, Magnoliopsida, Cucurbitales, Cucurbitaceae.
GAGAGAGACAGAGAGAGAGACAGAGAGAGACAGAGAGAAAGAAGGAGAGAGAGACAGAGAUCCGUGAAGGAGACAUGAAUCGUGUUGAGAUUCAGCUCAAAAGGGAAAUUCUUGUCGACAACAAUGGAGAGCCAUGGUGGGUAACUGCCAUCACUGGUAGCCGCACUACCAGACAUCUGGGUCCCAUCAUCAUCACCCCCACCUCCUCCUCUUCUUCACACUCAUUCCGUCUUCCUCCUCAAACAACCCGUCCAUUUAUUUCUCUAUUCCCCCUGUUUUCCUCUAUCUUCAUUCUCUCUCCAUGGAACCACCCCUAGGUUUACUGAGUAGCAGCGCCAUUGGCUCUUCCGGUGCCUCCAAUGAUGAGAAUUCCGUUUCCAAGGCGAAGGAGGUGGAUAAACACCAACCGGAUUUGUCAUCGGAGGAGUUUUCUUCCCCUGUUGAGGCUGAGCUCGAAUUAGGGUUAGGGCUCAGCCUCGGAAGUGGGAUUUCUACUGGAAAGGGUAAACAUAGUGGUUGGGGUGACCGUGGCAGGAUAUUGACGGCGAAAGAUUUUCCCUCGGCGAUCUCUCCUGGUGGAUCGUCUUCUUCUUCUUCUGCUAGAUUCUCAGGCAGAGCUGCUGCUGUUUCUGGUGUUAAGAGGGCGGCGGAACCUGUUUCUCACCAUGGCGAUUCUCCGCCUCCGGCUGUCAGUCAGGUGGUGGGAUGGCCGCCAUUAAGAGCUUACAGAAUCAACAGCCUGGUUAACCAAGCUAAAAAUCGAAAGUCUGGAGAUGAAAAGGAGCUGCUUAGGUCCAAUGGUGUUGCAGAGAAGAUCCAUGAUGGCAAAAAUAUGAGUGCCACUGAUACUGAAAAGGGGCCUCUAGGCUUUGUGAAGGUGUAUAUGGACGGAGUUCUAAUAGGCAGGAAAGUGGAUUUGAAUGCCCAUUCUUGCUAUGGGACUUUGGCCCUGAUUCUCGAGGACAUGUUUUUUAAGCCCGCAGGAAGUGCCCCAUCCUCUGGCUCGAGUGGAGAUUACGACGAACAAGCACCAAAACCUUCAAAACUUCUCACUGGCUCCUCUGAGUUUGUGCUCACCUACGAAGAUAAAGAAGGAGACUGGCUGUUGGUUGGAGAUGUUCCUUGGAAGAUGUUCCUCGGCUCAGUUAAGAAACUUCGAAUCAUGAGGACAUCUGAGGCAAAGGGACUCGAGGUUCAAGAUGUCAAAGGAAGAAGUGAGAGAAAUGGAAUGAAGCCCAUUUAGAACCAUUGUGAAGUGAAGUUGGUGAACAUGAGUAGAGCUAGAAAAGAGAGUGGUUUUGUUGAUGAUCAUAUUCUUUUUGCUUGUUGUCUUGUUUGAUUCUCAUUUAUGGUUCUUGCAUUUUUUGAAUGGUUCUUCUCUAAACCAUUAACAGCCCCCCACCCCAUAGAAAGAAAGAAAGAAAGAAAGAAAGAAAUCAUCUUAUACAAUGCUACCUACAGGCUUAUGAACUCGGCGACCAUUUACGACUCUCUUCGCUUAAAUCGACUAAAGUUGUUUUCUUCGCAAAGGGAAAGCUGGUAUUCGCUGCAUUGGUCGACUGUCUUUUACGAGUGCAUUUCUUAUGUUUGUGAAUCGAGUCCGAAUGUAUCUUUCUAUUUGGAUUAUUAACAUGUUAAAGAAGGUGAAGAUGGUUUCAUCUUUUUCUUGGUGUUUGUCCUCUGUUUCAAACUUCAUUUUGGAGUAAUGCUAAUAUGUUCUCUUAUACUCUUAAA